UGUGACAUGUCUGCUGGUUUCAACAUUUUUUAUCAGAUUUGAAAUGGCAAAUUAUGAUACAAAAUUUUGUGGCAUUUGUGAACAAGAGCAUAUGAAUGAGCCUGCUGAUGUAUGGUGUCCUGAGUGUGACGAAGCUUAUUGUACAAUCUGCAAGAAACACCAUGGUUUUUCAAAGUUGUCCAAACACCAUGAAACUAUCAAAAUUGAGGACUACUUCCAUUUGCCGUCAUUUCUUUUGUCAACAAAACAUCAAUGCCAUGAUCACGGUUCUCCGUUUGAACUUUACUGCAAGGCACACAAUGCACCAUGGUGUGCAUUCUGCAUGAACGACACACAUAAAGAGUGUCUCCAAUUUGAACCUCUGAAGGAAGUAGUAAAGGAUAUUAAACAUCUAUAUUUUCCGUCCUCGAACAAUUACUGGAAAAUGUGAUAUCAGACAUUGAUUUUUUAACCGAACAUACUUCUAAAAAUCUCGCAACUAUUGACAGCAAGACCAACGAAUGUUUGGAGGAAAUAAAACAAAAACGGAAAAAAUUGAAUGACCACUUUGACAAACUGGAAGAAAAGCUAGAAGAGGAAAUACUUUCACAGAAAAAAUCUACUGUUAAGCACGUCGAAUCUAUCAAGGCUGAAUUGCACUCUAGAAAAGAAAAUAUUAUUGAAAUAAAGGUAAAUAUUAUGAAGAUGAAAACCUUGACAACAAACCUUCAAACAUUUUUUGGUUUAAUAGAAACAGAAAAAGAGGUUGCUGCACAUGAAAGCUAUCUGAAUUCCCUAAAUGAUUCGGAAAGCCUUCUGCAAACUGAAUUUAGUCUUAACACAUCAGUCGUCGAUGAUCUAAUGGUACACUUCAAGUCUUUUGGGCAGUUGAAUGUAGAUAAAAUACAAUUUAAACAUUGUUUUAACACAUUAAAGAAAGAUCAGGCCCAGUUGAACGUAAAGUUACCGUCAUCAGUAGAUAAAAUAAAGAUCAGUCUGAGAUUUACAGCAAAGUUGGAACUUGAAAGUGCUUACCUUACUGGUUGUGCAAUCAAACCAAACGGUGAUUUUCUUUUUGUUAAUUUAAAUUCUAAGAAGCUGCUUACCUGUAAGAGUGACGGGAGUAACGUACAAGAUCUCGUUACAUUUGAGACAGCUCCAACUGAUAUUGUUUUCCUACCAAAUAAAGACGUUGCUGUUGUUAGUUUUAGGGGCCGCGAAAUAACAUUUGUCGAUCUAUUACCAAACAAACAGAUGAAAAGUAUCAAAAUUAAAAGUUAUGGAAUUGAUUUUAUUAAUGACAAACUAAUUUCAUCAUCGGGUAGUAAAACAAUUCAUUGGCUUGAUAUGCAAGGCGAUGUUGUUUCCGAAUUAUGCUUGAAAACAAACUCAUACUAUGUAACUGCAACGAGCACGUGUGUAUAUUGCUCCGAUUAUAACAAAAAAGCAGUUAUUUCUUUUGAUUAUACGGGCAAACAGCUGUGGGAAUUUACACACGAGAAACUUAUCCAGCCUCUAGGUAUAACCUCUACUCUCAAUGGUUAUAUAUUUGUAGCAGACAGAGGUUCUAAAAAUGUUUUCCUCAUCUCUCCAGAUGGUUCUGAGAGCAUCAUAGUCCUCAGUUUCACUGGUUCAGGACCAAGAGGUAUACAUUUCAGUAGUAGCAGGAACGAGUUGCUGGUGACUCAAGAAUCUGGCGAUGAAGUAUCUCUAUACGAUGUACAAUUUUAGUUUCGGUUCUAUAGAUCAUUUAAGUGCGGAUAAAAAUCCUUUCUAACAUUGUGCUUAUACAUUAAAGAAACAUUUUUGUCAUCAGUAAAUAAAAUAAAAAUAAGUCUAAAUUA
Molecule: messenger RNA, 1823 nt
Organism: Mytilus californianus (California mussel)
Lineage: Eukaryota; Metazoa; Mollusca; Bivalvia; Mytilida; Mytilidae
Exons: 2
Coding region: 679-1710 (343 amino acids)
Source: RefSeq, a predicted model, not a curated record